UGAGCACAUAAAUCAAUGUGACCGAACAAAGUAAAAGAAUUUCUGUGCAAAAAUCGAAGACGCUUCGUGGAGAACCAAACAAAAACGCAAAACAAAGUUAAACUAAUAUGCAAACGGCAAGCUCAACUACAGCAGCAGCUGUAGGUGGGGCAGGCGGCGAGCCCAUGGCAGCACCGCUGCGCGCAUGUAGUACGAGCGGCUGUCGGGUGAGCAAGUAUGUCGAAGUGACCAAGCGCAAGUGCUCGCAGUUUGUUUCCGCACCAUACAUUAUGCCCAAGCCCUUGGUGGUCAAUGGCAAGACAUCGAUUUUCCAAGUGGGCGGCGAAAUGGCCAAAAUGGGCGACAUACCCUCGCUGGCUGCUGCAGCGGGCACUGGUGAGGGCCAACCCAUCUAUCGGAUUAAGCCAGGCACCCAUGCACAUGUCAUCAACUAUGUGUUCAUAGACGAGGGCUCUGACUCCAUGGAGAAGGCCAAGUCGGAAGAUCAAGAGGCCAUGCGAAUGCUGCUCGACUCGCAGCGUGAGAGCGCUACAGCAAAGCUGCAGAAAUUGCUCUCCACACAUCGCGGACUGGCGCUGCUAUCUGCGGCAACAACAACCACUGCUCCAGAUGCACCUGCUGCUACUGUUGCUCCAGCUGCUGUCAAUGUGGUGUCCACCGCAGCUGCUGUGUCACCGGCAGGAGUGGCCAACAACGUGCACGUGACUACUCCGCAAAUUCAUCCCAACUUGUCCAUUGCCAGUGUGGAGGGCGCUGCCUUGCCAUUUGCACCCACAGCAGUACCGAGCCUUACAUCAAUAUCCACACCCACACUGAUGCCGACUUCUGUCCAAGCGCCCACGCCCGCGCCUACUCCUGCUUCCACUUCGGUUGCAGCAGCACCUCCACCAAACACAAAGCCAACGGACACCAGCGUUGACCAGCUACAGGCCGAGAUCCUCAAGCUGCGUCGCACUGUGGCACGCCUCGGCGGAGGUCGCGCUCCCAAGUGACUUGAACAUAUGUAGAAUAAUUUGCUUAUAGGUAGCAGGAACGUUAGCAUAAAUGACACUUAUCCAUAGGUAGCCAUCGAAUACUCUUUGACCAUAGUCUAGGACCUCCUCUGUUAAUAAACAUGAACGCAUUUAGCAUUAACAAAA
Molecule: messenger RNA, 1139 nt
Organism: Drosophila navojoa
Lineage: Eukaryota; Metazoa; Arthropoda; Insecta; Diptera; Drosophilidae
Gene: Boh2
Product: Buddy of Hmr 2
Source: RefSeq, a predicted model, not a curated record